Messenger RNA from Acanthoscelides obtectus, 372 nucleotides. The record is from the annotation of a GenBank genome assembly. Lineage: Eukaryota; Metazoa; Arthropoda; Insecta; Coleoptera; Chrysomelidae.
AUGGAUGGUCGCGAUCAAGAUGAUCUGUAUGUCUUCCAUGAAGAUGGCUGGGCUAGUCCGCUCAGUUUUGACAGCACAGAAUCCACAUUGAUUUUAUUCAAUGCGGGAGGUGUUGCACCCGAUGUCGGUAAUGCUCUGUUAGCAGACGUAGCCGACAUCGAGUCUGACGAGGAAACUGAGGCUGAAGAUGCGGAGGAGGCACCUUCGUCAGAGAGUGAGUCGGAAGGUGAAUUGGAGAUUGAAGAUCUCCAUAACAACCUUGCUCCUCUUGACGAACCACUCGAGGUUGACAUUCCAGAAGCACUUCGGAUUGACAAUCUCGUAUGGGAUCUCGAUGAUCCAUCCACAGAUUCAGGGUAUACCAGUCCUUAA